UUCUAAUUAUGUAACAAAUAGUUGGCAUGUUAACAGAGGUUAAAGAUAGCAAAACACAAGGGAGGAAAGAAAAGUGCCGAGAGCUGGGAGAAAAACUGUCUUGACAUCACAGUCAGAUUCCACUCUGAUAUUGACCCUCAUCAGUGAGCAGACACAGUCAGGGCCGGGUUGCGAAGCUGUCAGGUUGGAAAUAUGACUGAAAUACAGGGAAAAUUCUUCUGAGGAUUCAGCGGCACCAUGCAUACUGAGAAAUACCUUCAAAUUCUAAUUCACAGAGGAGGAAGUGUAUUUCAAAUUCAACAAUGAAUGAAAUUUCUAGGACGACUCUGGACCUCCAGGACACAAAGAAAAUACAUAACGCAUGGAAAUCAAGAAUACAAAAACACCUCGUCCAGAGUCCAUUACCAUGGAGGAAAACAAACAGACAGGAAACUAAUGAAGCAAGCCUACUGGGAGAAUCUCUUGAGACACUCCUUUCCCAGAAAUGUGGACAAAUAGCAUUUCGGGACUUUCUAAAGUCAGAGUUCUGUGAGGAAAACCUCGACUUCUGGCUCGCAUGUCAAGAGUUCAAAACAUUUGACAGUUCAGAGGAGCGAACAAGGAGAGCAGCAAAGAUAUAUGAAGAGUUCGUCAGUCCUGGGUCCCCUAGACAGGUAAAUGUAGAUUUCUACACAAGAGAGCUCAUCAGUCGGAGUCUCCGGGAACCAAGUCCAUCAUGUUUUGUUGUGGCACAGAAGAAAAUCUACAGCCUGAUGGCGAACGGCUCCUUCCCGCGCUUCAUCCAGUCGGAGCAAUACAAAGUCCUGUUCGAUGCAGCUUCUAAACAGAGAGGCUUUGGGAAGCACUGGAAGGCCAGUCACAAAGCAGACACGUUCCUCAAAAUGUCACCUUAACAACAUAAUGUCUGACAAGACUGAAAGCUGUGCCAGUUAUACUGCCGGCAGUGUCAUCUAGUGAACACCGGACAUUACCAAAAGUAAAAUUAUGAGUUUUAAUUAAGUGAUAUUUUAAAUGUAAAUUUUAAUAUUCAUGAAAUGCACGUGACUGCAGGACUGUUGUGUGUUUUCUGAGCUAUUUUGUGAGCUUGCACUUAAACAAUAUUUAUAAAAUAAGAUACAUGAUCUUGACAUGUAUGUAUCAUGAAGAACUGCAAUGCUAUAGACUUUAUUUUGUGUUUAAAUUAAUAUAAACUGUUCAACUGACUGAGCAAGUCCGUUGAGGAGACUGUGUCCCCUGGGUGUAAAAAUGCAUCCUGUGUGCUUACAGUUGGUGUGCUACUGCCACCCAGUGGUGACUUGGAACACUUGCAAACAAAAAUACAUUUUGAGCUACUGAUGUAAACAUUUGCAGGAAAAUGAAUUAUACAAAUUGUGUGUAAUACUGAGAUAAAAGUGAUGAAUUAUGAACUUCUAAACUAUUCUUCACUUGUUGUCUGACAAUGACAUGCACCAGAAAGGUGCUAUCAAGACAUUGCCAAAGGUUUUGUCUCAUCUGUAACCUGUUUCGACAAAAUGCCACAAAUAAACAAGUUAGUUUUAUUAUUUUGAA
Molecule: messenger RNA, 1548 nt
Organism: Toxotes jaculatrix (banded archerfish)
Lineage: Eukaryota; Metazoa; Chordata; Actinopteri; Toxotidae
Product: regulator of G-protein signaling 21-like
Exons: 5
Coding region: 303-893 (196 amino acids)
Source: RefSeq, a predicted model, not a curated record